This is a messenger RNA of Lottia gigantea (owl limpet), 849 nucleotides long. RefSeq lists its product as hypothetical. The transcript is spliced from 4 exons. The record is from RefSeq and is a predicted model, not a curated record. Bases 1 to 849 code for a protein of 282 amino acids. Lineage: Eukaryota; Metazoa; Mollusca; Gastropoda; Lottiidae.
AUGAUGAAAGUUCAAAGACCACUUUGUCCGGAUAUAACAUUCAGAUUGAUACAUGAUAUAAGCCCAGAUACAUUAGGUGAUAUUAAUGAGCCCGGUGAACUCAGCGAGAAAGAUCUACGUAUCACUGAUUUCUUAUCAGACACCUACAACAAUUGGAUUAAAACUUCCAGCGAUAUCACCAAUAAAAAUGACAAAAACAAAGAAUAUACCAAAUCAUCGAAGAUUAUCGCCAAUGAUUCAAAUAAGAAAGAUAUGGCAUGUGAAAAUGAUGAUGCGUUGAGAUUUUUAGAACAUGCUUUGAAAGAAAGAACUCCCUAUACCAAGUCUACUAAUAGUAUUAAUAAUAAUAUUGUAGAGAAAAAUUACCUCAGUAAAGAAUUGAUUUGUACAAAGAAUGAAUGGAAUGAGAAACAAUUAGACAAUAGACUAUCACCUGUAGAUAUUACAUUAAAAGAAAAUAAACCCAGACGCCCAAGAAAGCUUCCAGAAAUACCAAAAAAACAUCAUGGUCUCGCUGCUGUAAAUAAGAAGAGUUUAGCUGAAGAAUUAGGAGAUGUGUUGAUAACCAAACUAGAGAAUGAUGACACUGACGAUGUCUUUGAUGAGAAUUCGGAAGAUGCGUUUUUAAGACGUCAUGCAGGUCAUUUAUUUGAUAGAGCAAAUCGUAGUAGUAAUACAACACCACGUAGUAAUAGAUCUCGUACUGGUAGUAAUUCUACUGAUAGUGAUUUUAAUAUAGAUGAUGAUGAUACAAGAUCUCAACAUCCCUCUGUUAUAUCUUACAGUAGUGGUAGAGGAAGAAAAGGUUCUGAUGAUAAUAGUAAGACAUAUUUUUACUUACAAUAUUAG